UUUUAAUGGAAAGUGGGGCAGGUGAAGGGAAAAUAGAUCCCCGACGCUGGGUGCAUUCAAGAAUGCAAAACGGAAUCCUGUUCCUAAAUGUGUAACAGCUCUUCUUAGUAAAGCGCAGGUGAACUGGUGAACUGUUGUGAAUGCAUCUCACAUUAGACAAAGCUGCCCUCUCUCAGCAGCAUCACAUUUAUAAUCACCCUAGCCUAGAAAACAUAUUAAAGCCAGAUGUAAAACCUACUUCGCAAACCGUGAUUUGAUACAAAAGUCAACGGUUCUGAGCAGCUUUGAAUUAUUUCAUAAUGCGGGAACUGCUCUGAGGUGAAAUUAUUCACGGAUGGACCUGGUGCCUGUCAGGUGAGACGUCAUUUACGACCCGCGGUAAGACUGACGAAGCGGGACCGCCGACAGGAUGGUGGAGCGGUCGGACAGAGCACCUCUGCUGGACUGGGAGGAGGUUCCAUACGCGCAACCGCCCGACGGUGUAGCACCGGCGACAGCUCACGCAAAGGACCGACUGUCAAGCCCCUCCAACAGCCGUGCUUUAUCAACAUGCGCUACUCCGCGGUUUGGGUGGAGCACUAGUACAGGGGGUCCUACUCCCAGCAGGUCUGUCUCCAACGUAGACGGCUGCAACGCCGCACGCGCGACCUCCAGCACCCCGACAGACACGGAUGAAGGGGUGCUUUCAGACAAGGAAGAGCAUCUUUCUGAUUCAGGACCGAGGGAAGUGCUGCUGGAAGACAGAAUGGUGAAAUGGGAGGAAAAGGACCAGAUUGUCUCUGUCUUUGUGGUUACAUUCAAUACCAGAUCAGGAAACAUGCUAGAGUGGUGUCUGCCUAAAAACAUGGACCUGGAGGGAGUGGAAUUCAAAGCCAUCGCCAGUGGCUCCCACCGAGUCACCACAGAUUUCAUCUACUUCCGGAAAGGCUACUACUUUGGCCUCGCCUGCUUUGCCAACAUGGCGGUGGAGAGCACAGUAGAGAGAGGGGCAAGGAUGAAGUCGGUAGGGAUCCUGUCUCCUUCGUACAUCCUGCUCUACCGCUACAUGAGCUUCCUAGAACAUCAGGUCAGGCUUCAGCUUCAGUCCCCAGGCCACUACUCUCCCCUGGAGGCCUUCUAUGAGGACAAGAGGGCACGCCUGCCCCCCAGUGGUGAUGCUGUUGUUACUGCAUGUCCAGCCAACAUCUGGGGAGCUGCAAUCAACUACAGCAUGCAACCUGAGAUGAAGAUCACACACCCUGAGGGCUGUAUGUCCCAGUUCAUCCGCUUCUUUGGGGAGCAGAUCAUGGUGCUGUGGAAACUGGCUCUUCUCCGUAGACGCAUUCUCAUCUUCUCACCUCCACCUGUGGGUGUAGUGUGCUACAGAGUGUACUGCUGCUGUUGUCUGGCAAACAUCUCCAUCCCUGGUGUUGGCAUGGCUGUGCCUGAAUUCCGCCCCUUCUUCUAUGUUAAUGUGGCUGAUAUCAGCGCCCUGGAAAAUGAGCUCUCCUAUGUAGCGUGUACAACUGAGAAAAUCUUUGAGGAGAAGAAGGAUCUGUAUGAUGUGUAUGUAGACAAUCAGAAUGUAAGGACCUACAGAGAUGGCCUGAAGCCCGUGCUCCGCCUCAGCAAUGCAGACAGGGAGAAAUAUCGCAAACUCACCAAACAGAGGCAGAUGUUGCUGUAUUCCCAGGAGGAGACUGGAGACUGUGUGUCCAGUGAAGAGGAUCUCUUCAUUCUGUUUUUUCUGGAGCAGAACAACAGAAUUUUCCAGACCCUAAGCGAGGUGGCAGGAAGUCCUGAUCCCACUCUGACCCAGGAGAGCGUGCGGGCCAUGGGUCUGGACCCCCAUGGCGACAGACUCUUCCUGCUUCAUCUACUGGAGAUUUAUGGCUAUGACACCCUGCUGGUGUCAGAGCAGCUCUGCUGCAGCUGAGAGCCAACAGAGGGCUGGCUUUCCUUUCAUUACUCCAAUAUCUCAAAGGGGGUUGGUUUGCCUUAAGCCUACUCUGAGUUCUACACAUCUGGCUUACUGGAGUCUUCAGAGCUGCCUGAGCCUCCAGGAAUGUCUCUAGUAUAAUUUUUUGUUGUAUGUCUGUUGUAUGUUGUCUGACCUUUUUUUCCACCAUGGUUCUACUGACAAGAGCACAAUUAACAGUCAACUCUUAGAGAUCACCUCAUGGAGAUAAACUUGUAUUUGAGAUGGAUUACUCACCAUCAGGUGACUUAAAGUGACUCUCUGGAUUGGAUACAACUGCAAUUUUUCCAGUACUGUGCUGUGUUUGAACACCCCAGGAUUGCAGAUUCAAACACACCUGCUGUUAUUAAUGGCAAGAAUAAUUCUUCAUUACAAGGGACAUAUGGCACUGGGACAUUAAGUUGAAUGACUUCUUCUAAGAUUCAGCUAGUGGUCUGAAGAUUUUCCAUGGACAAAAUGUGGUGAUGAUUAAUGUAAUAAAGUAAACAAGAGGUAGCCUUCCUGUAAAUAAUUCAGAAUUUUCUUCCCUCUUUAUCUACAAUGUGUGUCUUAAGUGUGUGUUAUGGGGUCCCACUCAAAUUCAAAUUUCAAAGUGAGAGGGGCUUUAUUGGCAUGAAAGUUUCAAGUAACAAUGUUGCCAAAGAGUCAAAAUUAUAUAAAAAUGUAAGUAUUUAAAUAAUUGGACAAUUCAAAAGAAAAAAACUGAUAUGUAUUACAUAUGUACAGUUUAUCAUGUAGGUUUGUAUGUGUGUAUGUAUGUGUACUGUGUGUGUCUUUCACUGUUCUUCAGGUUGUGGCAUAUUCAUAUACACCAACAAGCCACUUUAAUGGGCACACUUGUACAACUGUAUGCACUUCAGUGUGAAAAGUCCACCUUAACAUCUGAAGUUAGAAAUUUUCAGUUUUU
This is a messenger RNA of Monopterus albus (swamp eel), 2864 nucleotides long. RefSeq names its product protein LCHN-like. Bases 410 to 1915 code for a protein of 501 amino acids. The record is from RefSeq and is a predicted model, not a curated record. Lineage: Eukaryota; Metazoa; Chordata; Actinopteri; Synbranchiformes; Synbranchidae. The transcript is spliced from 9 exons. Gene Ontology annotation, cellular component: cytoplasm.